Anguilla rostrata (American eel) is the source of this 909-nucleotide messenger RNA. RefSeq names its product uracil nucleotide/cysteinyl leukotriene receptor-like. NCBI's taxonomy places the organism in Eukaryota, Metazoa, Chordata, Actinopteri, Anguilliformes, Anguillidae. Gene Ontology annotation, cellular component: plasma membrane. The record is from RefSeq and is a predicted model, not a curated record. Bases 1 to 909 code for a protein of 302 amino acids. Gene Ontology annotation, biological process: positive regulation of Rho protein signal transduction; phospholipase C-activating G protein-coupled receptor signaling pathway. Gene Ontology annotation, molecular function: G protein-coupled receptor activity. The transcript has a single exon.
AUGGAGGUCUACAACUUCAACUCCUCCAUCCUCUACAUCCAUAAGUUGUCAAACAGCAGCGAUGGCGAGGGUGACAUUACCAUGUAUGAGGGAUGCAAGGACAUGCCCGAGGUCCUGAUAUUUUAUCUGAUCCUGCAGUUCAUCAAUAUGUUCCUGGGGUUCCCCGCUAACCUGAUAGUGCUGUGGCUCCUGCACAAGAACAAGGGGGACUCCUCCAGCUCCGAUAUCUUCAUCCUCCACCUGGCCAUACUGGAUACCUUCUUCUGCCUCAUCCCACCCCUGGAACUGGUCAACCAAGUCUUUCUCACCACCAGCAGCAUCUGGUACGUACUGCGCUUCUUCUACGGGGUGAAAGACUCUUCGCCGCUCUUCCUCUCCUGCAUCUGCAUGGACCGCUACAUGGCCGUCCUGCACCCAAUCACCUUCACCGAGCUGAAGGACCGAAACCACCGCUCGGUCUGCGCUGCCGUGCUGUGGCUGGUCACCCUGGUCUAUGCGGCGGCUAAAUGCGUAUGGGGCAACAUCCCCAACUUCGAGAAGGUCUUUGUCGCCAUGAUCCUGGCAGCUUUUGCCUUCAUGCUCUUCUGCAAUGUGGCCAUCCUGAACGCGCUCCGCAAGUCAGGCCCUGGUCGUGAUGAGAUGCACCCCGUCAAGAAGAGGGCCUUCAAGAUGGUGUCCAUCAUCCUGGCCAUCAUCGUCUUCAACUAUUUCCCACCUGUAGCGCUCUUCCCCUUCCAGGACUACUUCUCCCCGGACGAGUUCAUCUGCUUUGUCGACCCUAUAGCCUUUGGCUUCAUGGACAUCAGCAGCAGCAUUCAGCCUCUUCUCUACCUCUCCCGGGAGAUUCCCAGUGUCCUUUGCUGCUGCGCUGAGGUUAAAGGCUCGGGAAGCUCCACCGAUCCACGUUGA